Molecule: messenger RNA, 732 nt
Organism: Debaryomyces fabryi
Lineage: Eukaryota; Fungi; Ascomycota; Pichiomycetes; Serinales; Debaryomycetaceae
Exons: 1
Coding region: 1-732 (243 amino acids)
Source: RefSeq, a predicted model, not a curated record
AUGCAAGACUGUGCUGAUAGAGGGGUCCAUCUUGGAUUCGAUGAUACUAGAGAUUACAACCAUGCAACAGAUAAUCAAUAUAAACAACUACGUGCUAAAGCUGACGAAUUAUACAAAAAGAAAAACCAGCUCUCCCAACAGUCGCAACAUGCCUACCAAGCUGGAGACAAGCUGAAAGCUCAUGAUUUGAGUGAACAGGCGAAGAAAAUCUUAUCACAAGCUGAGAACUAUAACAGACAGGCCGCAGAAUAUGUAUUUCGUGAAAACAAUGCUGAUAGUGCUGAAGAUGAAAUUGACUUGCAUGGAUUAUACGUUAAAGAAGCCGAGUUUUUCUUGCAAAACAGAAUCGCUGCUGCUAUUAAGACCAACCAAUCUCAUUUGAGAGUUAUUGUGGGUAAAGGGUUACAUUCAGCCAACGGGAUUGCCAAAUUGAAACCAGCUAUCGAACAAAUGUGUACCGAAUGUAACUUGAGUCAUAGAAUCGACCCAAAAAACACCGGUGUUAUGGUGAUCGACUUAACUAACACUCAAAAUAACCAAAUUCCAAACCACUGGGAUCUUGCUUACGGUGGUGGACAACCUCACCAAGGCUACCAAGGCACGUCUCAACUACAAUAUCAUCAACAAUCUCACCAGAACCAACAACACAACCAACAAUUUGGUAACAUUAAGACCGGUAACAAGCUUGCAGAUAUGUUAUUGAAAGCAUUCUGUAUGUGUAUCAAUAAAUAA